CUUGAGCGCCUUUAAUUAGUCUCCCCGUCCGUCCAUCCAUGGCUUAUCUCCAGUGCCAGCAGCACCGGCGUCCCACUUUGCUUCUCGAGAGCACGCACUAGCUAGCUAGGUACCGUACCCACUGGCCUAAGAACAAGGACGGAGGAGAGGAGGCAGGAGGCAUUCGAUCGUGCGCUCCAUCGCCUUCAGUUUUUGCCAUUUGUGUCGUGCAACAAGCAUCGGCUAUUCUCGCUGUAGGUUAGGUGCAUCAUUCGGAUAAGGUAUCGUACAGACUACACCGAGAGCAGGACGUAGGGAGGGAGUUUUCACUCAUGGGCACGGAUGCUUUGCCUCGGAUCGUGUCAUAUAGCUCGUGAGCAUCCACGGUAGGUACGGCAAGCAAUGCUCGUGGCGCGGCGUUGCUCCGGCCUGGUGUCGCUCCGUCGCCGGCGAGGCUGCCUGGUCCCUUCUGCUGGAAUGAGGCGCUGCUGGUCGUCGCCGUGCGAGUCUUGAUUCCCCUCACCCAUGCUUUCUUGCUUCCGGCAGCCGCGGCCGGCAGGGGACGCCAGCCAGGAGGGCGCGUCGUCCCGGCGGCCGGCACUGCCGUUCGCGACCGGCCUGUUGUUCGCGUCGUCCCCGUCGACGUCGGGCAAGAACCCGUGGCCGUCGGAGGCGGACGACAUGGAGAAGAAGCGCUGGGACAGCAUGGAGUCGUGGUCCAUGCUGCUGGACACGGCCAUGGGCGCCUCCUCCGGCGGCGAGGGCUCGUCCCGCGACAGCGGCCGCCGCGAGGAGUGGAUGGCCGACCUGUCCCACCUCUUCAUCGGCAACAAGUUCGCCGCCGGCGCCAACAGCCGCAUCUACCGCGGCAUCUACAAGCAGCGCGCCGUCGCCGUCAAGAUGGUCCGCAUCCCCGAGCGCGACGAGGCCCGCCGCGCCGUCCUGGAGGACCAGUUCAACUCCGAGGUCGCCUUCCUCUCCCGCCUCUACCACCCCAACAUUGUCCAGUUCAUCGCGGCGUGCAAGAAGCCGCCGGUGUACUGCAUAAUCACGGAGUACAUGUCGCAGGGGACGCUGCGGAUGUACCUGAACAAGAAGGACCCCUACUCGCUGUCGCCGGAGACGAUCCUGAAGCUGGCGCUGGACAUCUCGCGCGGCAUGGAGUACCUGCACGCGCAGGGCGUGAUGCACCGCGACCUCAAGUCCCAGAACCUGCUGCUCAACGACGAGAUGCGGGUGAAGGUGGCCGACUUCGGCACCUCCUGCCUGGAGACGCGGUGCCAGGCCACCAAGGGCAACAAGGGCACCUACCGCUGGAUGGCGCCCGAGAUGAUCAAGGAGAAGCCCUACACGCGCAAGGUGGACGUCUACAGCUUCGGCAUCGUGCUCUGGGAGCUCACCACCUGCCUCCUCCCCUUCCAGGGCAUGACACCCGUCCAGGCCGCCUACGCCGCCGCAGAGAAGAACCUGAGGCCGCCGCUGUCGAGCUCGUGCCCGCCGUUGCUGAACAACCUGAUCAAGAGGUGCUGGUCGUCGAACCCGGCGAGGCGGCCGGAGUUCAGCUACAUCGUGUCGGUGCUGGACAAGUACGACCACUGCGUCAAGGACGGGACGCCGAUGAUGGUGCACCAGGAGCUCAGGAUCUGGAGCUCCUUCGCCAAGAUCUUCAGGAUGGGGUGCAUCGCCAACAACUUGUCCAUACCGGUGCAUUCUUGAUCAGUUGCCCACCACAUUGAUACACAAUACAGACGCAUUCUGAGCUUCAGACAAAGAUAUUGCUUUGUAACUACGCGCUCGCAUGUAUGUAUAUGCCCUGCUGCUAGCUGUUAAUUAAUUUGUGCUUUAUCUGACAAGUAGUUGGCUUAAUUUCACAUGGAGAUCAAGACCCAACAGUGUAAUACAAGUCUGUAAAUUUUAUAUUUCUCACUGAAAA
Molecule: messenger RNA, 1912 nt
Organism: Triticum aestivum (bread wheat)
Lineage: Eukaryota; Viridiplantae; Streptophyta; Magnoliopsida; Poales; Poaceae
Product: serine/threonine/tyrosine-protein kinase HT1
Exons: 3
Coding region: 505-1695 (396 amino acids)
Biological process (GO): protein phosphorylation
Molecular function (GO): ATP binding; protein serine/threonine kinase activity
Source: RefSeq, a predicted model, not a curated record